Molecule: messenger RNA, 1447 nt
Organism: Exophiala viscosa
Lineage: Eukaryota; Fungi; Ascomycota; Eurotiomycetes; Chaetothyriales; Herpotrichiellaceae
Exons: 1
Coding region: 35-1045 (336 amino acids)
Source: RefSeq, a predicted model, not a curated record
UGAUAGAAGAGACAGCAAUUUUCCUCUGUGCACAAUGCCCCCGACGCCUGGAUAUCUCAAUAUUUGUCCUGUUGUCCUUGGACGCCAGGUUCAACACAUUCUGAUCAAAUUACUUCCUGCAUCCGUACCUACUGCCUGUGAUCGCAUAUGUAUGCGAUCUUAUCUUCGGAGGACUGUUGUUCUUCAUCCACGGCAGCAAUCCAAGCAUUCUUAUUGUUUGCCAUCCUCCUGUCACCAUCAACCAACAAACAAGACCAUAGAACGUCUUUUUACACAGCCGUUCCUGUCGUCCAGCUUUCUCUCACACUUCCAACUCACUAGAAAAAACGGCUCUCCAUCUCUGCGACGCAACUCGUUCCUCUCUUCCACCAUGGUGACUCCCGAUCUCAUCCCCAAUACACCACCGCCCGUGCCACGCAGAGAGCGAUCUUCCGCACCAAGUCCACCAUCAGCCCCUGGAAAAUACCUGGCCUUGGCCAGAGUUCGCCAGGCUGAGACGGCCAGAUGUUUCCGGAAUGCUCGAGAACACAGAGAUUACCUCCCUCACCUCCCAAUAAAUGUCCUCACGCAGAUCAUCACCGAGUUGUACAAGGACAGACUCAUGCUCGUGCGCCAGACAGCGGAGAAGACACGCAGUCAGCCAGAAUUUGCGAAGACCGAGCGCUGCCAACUAUUACUCACCUGCAAGUCCCUUUGUACCGCGGCAAGACCCAUGAUGUACUUGCUGGUCGAAUUCGCCUUCCAGACACCCGAAUCCUUUGCCAAAUUCUUCACCAUGGACACAGUAGAUGGGGCCGAGCGCUGCUUUUUGACCCGGCAUGUGAUGUGUGAGAACGUCCAACUACAUCCAGCUCUGUAUAACAUGAUCAACAUCCUCUUUGUGGACGUGGAGGAUGUAGCGGUCAUCCUUGAUGACAUCGACGAAUGCUAUGAGGCGGACUGUGAAGACAACGACCAGAUGGAGGACAUGGAGACCACGGACUCAGACGUCAAACACUAUGGCGAUGCAAGUGGAAUGUUCCCAUGUUUUGACGACGAUGAUUAGAAGAUAUGUCAAUGGUAGUGCAGGAGACUGUCAUCAGUGAAAGCGAAUGACAAAGACGACCUUCCCGAACCCAUCCCACCCCUGAUUUCCCAAGACACUUACCGUGUUUUUGGGAGGUCAUUCUUGUUGUUCAUGAUUACAGCGAACACCUGCCAUGCCAUCGCUGUUGGAGAGUAAGCAGUGGCCGAGGCGGCUUACUUGGUCACGUGAGUCGAUGUCCAGACACUGUGGGUGGACGUCUGGCACAAAAUGCCAUCGUGUUGGCCAGAAUCAGCCUUUGUCAAGGUCAGUAAUCACUGAUGCUUUGUCUGUUGACCAGCAAAGCUGAGGAAACAUCGGACACAAUCAAAAGGAGGCCUCAACGGCAGGGCGAAUCGAGAAUACUUCUAUUUUUGGCUACUG